Molecule: messenger RNA, 1011 nt
Organism: Meloidogyne enterolobii
Lineage: Eukaryota; Metazoa; Nematoda; Chromadorea; Rhabditida; Meloidogynidae
Source: the annotation of a GenBank genome assembly
UUUGACAUGUAUCUGAAUAUUCUUCCUUUAAAGAACGUUCAACUUUAUAGGAAUAGUUUUCGUUUGGCAAGUACUCUUGUUUUAGCUGAGCAUAAUGAUCAAAAGUUAAAUCCUUUAACAUUAAAUGCAGUCACUGCAGCAAAAAAAAUUGGUCAUGAAAUUUCCAUGCUCGUAACAGGAAAAAAUUCUGAAGAAAUUGCAAAAGAAUCAGCAAAAAUAUCUGAUAUAAAACGUGUCUUUUUCGCUCAAAAUGAAAAAUUGACAGCUAAUUUACCUGAAAGAGUUUCUACAAUUCUUUCAGCUGUCCAAAAACAAUUUAAUUUUACACACAUUAUUGCCGGAGCUUCUACCUUCAGUCGAGGUGUUAUACCAAGAACUGCGGCUAUUCUAAAUGUAUCUCCAAUAUCGGAAAUAACACAAGUACAUAGUGAUGAUUCUUUCUCAAGACCAACAUAUGCCGGAAAUGCGAUUGAGAAGGUUAAAAGUAAAGCAUCUAUAAAAUUGAUAACAAUCCGGGCAACAGCGUUUGAAGCUUCUCCUUCUAGUGGUGGAUCAGCUACAAUUGAAAAAUUGCCUGACAUAGAAAUAAGUACUGAACUCAGCGAAUUUAUUGGUCAGGAACUAAGUAAAUCUGAACGUCCUGAACUUGCUGGAGCUAAAAUUGUUGUAUCUGGAGGUAGAGGGCUAAAAUCAGGAGAUAAUUUCAAGAUCCUUUACGAAUUGGCUGAUGUUCUUGGUGCGGCUGUAGGUGCUAGUCGAGCUGCUGUAGAUGCUGGAUUUGUGCCAAACGAUAUGCAAGUUGGUCAAACAGGGAAAGUCGUUGCACCGCAACUCUACAUUGCUGUUGGUAUUAGUGGAGCGAUACAACAUUUAGCGGGAAUGAAGGAUAGCAAAGUAAUUGUAGCAAUUAACAAGGACAAAGAUGCCCCAAUUUUUCAAGUUUCCGACUUCGGCCUUGUAGCAGAUUUGUUCAAAGCAAUUCCGGAGUUAACACAAGAAUUAAAGAAAUAA